UGGUUAUUAGUAAAAGUCAGUAAUAAACAAAAAGAAACCCAAAACUCCGAUAACCAAUUGAACGAUUUCCGAUUUCCACAUCUCCUCCCGACAGACGAACCCUAAUAUAUACUAUCAAUGGGUUCAACCUCAUGUUAGGUGAUUUUGAAGGAUAGACAUCGUUAAAGGUUGAUGGAUCGGCAGGGUCAUGAUUAUGCAGCUGCUGCCAUGGCAUUUGCACAACAACAGGCAGCUAACCUCCAGCAGCAGCAGCAACAACCUCCCCCUUACGGUUUUCACCCACAACAUCAACAAUUCUUACCUGCAGUUCAUGGUCCUCCUUUUCUACCACCACAUCCUUCUAUCCAACAAUUUCCUCGCCACCCGCUUAUGCAGCAACCGCAGAUUCACCCUCACCCGCCACCUCAUCUUCAUCUUCACCAGCAACCACCACCAAAUUUUCCUCCACAUAUGCCACCUCAUAUGAGCUCUUCACCAUUCCAUGGCCCAUAUGAUGCACCACCUCCACCUGCUCCUCCACCUUCUGACCCUGAGCAACAAAAGUGUAUUGAUAAACUCGUCGAGUAUGCCGUGAAAAAUGGCCCUGAAUUUGAAGCCAUGAUUCGUGAAAAACAGAAAGAUAAUCCCUCUUAUAGUUUCUUGUUUGGUGGUGAAGGUCAUGGUUAUUAUCGGUAUAAACUAUGGUUAGCUGCACGCCCACCUGCUGGCAUGUUCAAUCAACCUCCUUUUCCUGCAGCUUCAGUUAACAUGUUGCACAAUUCCAAUCCAAUGAUGAACCAGCCACCCUUAAAUGCUCCACACUUAGCUGCCGGUCCUGGUGGACAUCAGAUGCAUCAACAUCUGUAUCCGCCACACUUUGAGCAGCAGCAACACCAACAUCCUCAGCCUUUUGUUGGUCACGGGCGUCCAGAAUUUGACCAGGCUUCCAGGCCUUUCAAAGGUCUAUCAGGGCCACUUCCUUCCGAUGUUGCUUCAGAGAUGAAUAAUGUACUUAACAGCCUCACAGGCACCAAAGAGUCGAUCAAAGGUGCCAAAAUGUGGUUCAUGCAGAGGUCCCCAUUUGCACCAGCUAUGGCAGAGGCACUUAGAGAUAGGAUAUAUACUCUGGAUGACCCUGAAAGACAGCUUCAUAUAAUUUACCUUGCCAACGAUAUUCUAUUUGACAGCUUGCAGAGACGUGCCAAUCCUCAUGAGAUGGAUAACGAGGCACUUGCCUUCAGGCAUGUUUUAGGUUCCAUGCUUGCACGGAUAUACCACAACCCUUUGAACAAGGAUGAAAAUCAAUCACGUUUGCAGAAAAUUGUACAGUUUUGGGCAUCCAAGGAAGUUUAUGAUCCUGAAACGAUACGUCUACUUGAGAACGAGAUGCUGAGUGUCCCUCCUGUUGCUUCUUUUCCACCAAUUAAGAACGAUACUGCCCAAGGACAUCAACAGCAAGUGUGGCAGCCUGAUAAACAGGGUAUGUUGCCAAAAUUUCCAGACCAAGAACAUCAUGAUAGGCAAGUCCUACCUCAAUCGACACCACCGAUGCCAUCUGCUGGUUAUGGGGCUCCUGUUCAACCGCCAACUCAACAACCUCCGCCUAAUUUGCUGCCACCGCCAGUGGGUUCUGAGAAGUUACCCCCGUACCCUUUGUUCCCUCCUGGUCUUAUUCCUGGAAUGGUUAGAAAGAUGCAGAUUGGAAGUGGAGUACCUUACUCUCCCAUGAGUCCGUUAGACAUUCCAACUGUAAUACCACCCUCUACUCUGUCCCAAUCCGAAGUUCUAGAGAAAGUAUCGAAAUUCUUUAAGGACAUUGGAGAAGUGAACCCAUCUGAAGGCCCGAUGGGAGGUGGUGAUGCAAAGAGUGAUGAUGAAGAUGAGUAUGAAAGAGAGCCUAUGGUUCGUACAGGUGGUGCAUGUAUACCUCCGCCACGUAACCUACAGGUUGACCCAGAGACUGGAACUUAUGAAGAUGGAAGUGUAGAGAAGAAGCCUGGAUCGAGUGGGUCUGGAAGGCUUGGGCUUGGGGCAACAGCUAACCCAAAUGAAGUAAGUCAGUAUGAUGAUGUUUACAGUUCUUAUAGGAAACAGAGAAGCACUAAUUACCAUACAUCUAUGAGUGCUAGAGCUUCUACAAGAUGAAGUUAAUUGAUGUAUUAGGAUGUUGGUUUUUCUGUUUAUUUUUGGAUAAGAAAUAAUUGCACUUAAAUUCAUUACGAAAUGUGUGUUACUCAGAUUUCAUUUUUGUUACCAAUAUUAAGGAUUAGGUAUAGGUGUUUAUUAUUUUUCUUUGUUUUAUUUAUUAAUUCCAAGUUCUAUCAUGUUCUACUUAACAGUUUGCUAAAUAAAAUCGAGUAAUGAUA
Molecule: messenger RNA, 2345 nt
Organism: Erigeron canadensis
Lineage: Eukaryota; Viridiplantae; Streptophyta; Magnoliopsida; Asterales; Asteraceae
Product: calcium homeostasis endoplasmic reticulum protein
Exons: 4
Coding region: 172-2124 (650 amino acids)
Biological process (GO): intracellular calcium ion homeostasis; RNA processing
Cellular component (GO): perinuclear region of cytoplasm
Molecular function (GO): RNA binding
Source: RefSeq, a predicted model, not a curated record